This is a messenger RNA of Syzygium oleosum, 689 nucleotides long. RefSeq lists its product as uncharacterized. The record is from RefSeq and is a predicted model, not a curated record. The transcript has a single exon. NCBI's taxonomy places the organism in Eukaryota, Viridiplantae, Streptophyta, Magnoliopsida, Myrtales, Myrtaceae. Bases 46 to 423 code for a protein of 125 amino acids.
ACCAUCUCUCAUUUCAAAACGUAAACCACAUAGAUUUUGAUAGGCAUGGACUCAGGCCGUAAAUGUAGGGGCUUCAUCAAGGCAAAACUGGGGCUGCCUUUCUAUAAAGCGGCCAAAUUGCCGGCCUCUGGGGCGCAAUACAGAAGUAAAGUUACGCCAAGGCAGUCAUCUCCAUCGGUUGCCACGACGACGCAGGCUUUUGUGGUCCACCAGGACGUGAUUUCCCAGCAGAAGGUGCAGAAGGUUUCUUUCAUUGUACCUGACAAAGGCCGCAACUCACUAGGCCAGUUUGAUAAGAUGUUCGGCAUGCCUGGCGACGAGAGCGUCGAUCUGAAGGCCGCAAAUUACAUAUCUUCUGUGCAGGAGCGCUUCAAGCUCGAGCGAGUCAACUCCGAGCGAAAGAAAAACGAGAUCGUCUCCUAGUGGUUGCCAUUGUCAUUCGUUGUUGCUAGUCCUGGACAGUACUAAAUUUAGGUUUAUUUUGUAGAGCUGCAUGGUCAUUGUAAUCUGCAAACUCCAACUACAGUCCCAAGUUACUGUUGUAUGGUUAGUACUGUCAGAUGGAAUAGCUGUUUGAAAAUUUGUUAAGUUUUGCUUUGAUUGGCGACCUUCAAGGAUCUGUUAGUUCUAAUUAUUGGUCAUUUACUCAGCCAUUGUUAUUUGCUACAAUUGCUAGUUUGAAGAACAAA